Colletotrichum destructivum is the source of this 3208-nucleotide messenger RNA. RefSeq names its product Putative SKP1/BTB/POZ domain superfamily protein. Lineage: Eukaryota; Fungi; Ascomycota; Sordariomycetes; Glomerellales; Glomerellaceae. The transcript is spliced from 3 exons. The coding region runs from base 1177 to 2712 and encodes 511 amino acids. The record is from RefSeq and is a predicted model, not a curated record.
UUCGGCACAUGAAUAUCCAUAGAUUGCCUUGGCUACCUACCUACUUACAGCCUAUCUUAGGUACUUACUUGCCUUUGGUACCUUACCUUGGUAGUAAAUACUUGUCUGGGAAGGAGCGGUCCUACUGCUCCUGCAUCCAAACACCAGGCAGCAAACAAGAAACAGAAGGCGCGUACCAGUUGCCCGCAGAUUCUCCUCUCCCUCUUAACCACAACGGGAAUCGUUUUUCGCUUACCCAGCGUCAGUGUCGCUGGAAGACAAUUUGGCCUAGCGCCGCGGGAGGCCCGAAUGCCUAGUGGUGACGAUACUAGCGACAUGAAAGUCCAGCCUCCUAGCCGCCGCUUAGCGCCGCUUUUGUCGGGAAUAACGGCCCCCAAUCUCUGACGGAAGUACCCUCUCGUACGAUCAUUGCUGACGAAGUACAUCGAUGGGCUACAUUAAUAGAGGUGGCUUCUGUGCUAAGGUAGGUAGGCAGUUCGCCCUAGGCAUACACACUUAUGUACAGAGUACAUGAUACCUUACCUUGUGCAGGCAUUGUGUGUGGGCACCUUCUAUGUAGUGUACGGAGUUGCCUCUCGCCUAUUGCGCACCAGCCACGUUGUUUCCGAAUCUCCCCAUUCAAAGACACAGCGGAACUGCGCUCGUGUGUGGCCCGGAAACAAAACAAAACAAAACAAAACCUAGGAGCCGAGCAGCGCGCCUCGAGCCCCAUCAAACCACGGCCGAUGGAUGCCUCGCGCCGUUGAAGUGCAACCCCCAACCCCCCCUGGUCGCCUCGAACCAGCGAAUCGUAGGUAUUGCCAAGGCACUUCCAUCCUCUCGAGGUAAAGUUCGACUCGAAUGUCGUAUCACGCCGGCCCAAAAGAUACAGAUCGACGAACAGACUGCUUGCCCCAGGCCCCUCCUACUGCCACUGUUACUGUCUACGUCCAUACACCCCUCGCGCGAACGUCCCAACGCAGACUGCGGUAUCGGUACCCUUGGGUCAUGUCGCCUUCGCCGUCGUCAUUGCCAUCGCAUGCUCAUGUCUCUGGUCUGUGCUUCGACAACGCGACGUAGGAUGACCAGCUUCCUUGCGAGCUUCGUGCCCGAAUAGACCCCGAGAAUCGUAUACCACCAGUCAUCUCUCAUCCCGCACCGCAUCUUGAUCCAUUGCGCCAACCUGUCGCUGCCGCCAUGUCGGCCGCCAACGCCAACAACAACGCCAGACCCCACCCGCCUUCAAGGAGUUCGGCGCCGCGCGACGAGGCUCAAGUUGCCAAGAUCCCGCACAUCCUUCCCCAUGAGCGCGUCUUCCCUAUCCAAAUAGGCAACGAACUGUUCAAGCUCUCUGGCGCCUCCAUUUCGUCCGAUGCGCCCUCCUACUUCUCCCAAUACUUCUACUGCCAGGUCAAGAAGGCACAGGAAACGGGCGAGGAUCUAUCCAGUGCCAUCCGCACUCUUUACAUCGACCGCGACCCUCAGACCUUUGCCGACAUCUCCCUUCACCUCCAAGGGUAUCAUGUCAAGCCCCGAGACGGCACGCAUUUUGUGCGCCUCUUUGCAGAUGCCCAGUUCUACAGCCUACCCAAGUUGAUAUCCCAGCUCUACGAAGAGUCCAUCUUUAUAUCCAUUGGCCACCGCGAGUUCCAAAUACCCCGUGACAUCUUCACCGACCCGGGUAACUCUCCCAACUUUUUCUCCCUCGGUUUCGCCGUCUUCUUUUCGAAUCCCGAGGACCUGUUUCCCGGCCUCGAACGCGAAGGUCUUCUGCGUCCGCCGUCCAUCCUACCACCGUCCGUGCCGAAUCGCUCCGCCAAAACAUUCUCCGAGAUCCUGCACCUCUUGCGUGGGUAUCCCGUCACCAUCCGCGAUGAGACUCACCGCGCUGAGCUGCUGCGAGACUGCCGAUACUUCAACUUCAAGGGCUUGGAGCAGAAGCUUAUACCCCAUCACAUCAGCUACAACCAGAGUCGGCGCCGCGAGGAGAUCGUCUUGCGCUUGGAGGACAUUCUCAAGAGCGGCAUCAGCGUCGCAGCCGAUGUUUCUGCCUCCCCGGGUGAACAUUUGUCAGGCUGGGUCAACUAUGCGCGCCCCUACGUCGACGAUCGUGCGGCGGAGCUCGUCCUCGAGACGGGCAGUGAGAGCACCCGCCUACACUUCCAGUCUGGCUCGGUCCGCGCCGAGUUCUUCAGGGACACCCGUGCCCGGAUCGCACGCCUGUUCGAAGUCGUGGCCACGAAGCUGAACCUCCCACCAACCACCCAGCCCCUAGGCCUCCUGAUGGCCUCGGGUGGAGCAGGCAGCCAGCCCCCGACCCCGGGACAUACGCCCUUGAGCGAGGACCUUGUUCGCGUGCUCAUCGAUGCCGAUACUUCCAUCAUGCUGGACGGCAAGCCAUACGCCGUCGAAAAUGACGACAUGCACCUCGCGAACCCCAUGUCCGCGGCUUCGAGCACUGGCCAAGGCGACGGGGUUGAAUCCCCAACAGCGUCCGCAUCCCAGCCGAACUCGCGCAAGCGCAGGCGGGUCGACUCGCAUGGCUACGCGGCCGCCGGCCAAACAGCGCUGACGGCUGAAGAGUGGGUUGUGCGUUCGGGCCAAUGGAGGCUUAAGAUCCAGGGGUCACGGGGCGGCAAGAGCUCCGUUGAGGUCGUGCUCGUUGCCGUAAAGCUCGAUGCGUACAGCUCGGAGAACGCGAGGAACACCUCAAGGGGCUUCCUGAACGGAUGAAACGAGGUCCUUUGUUUGAUGCGCUUUUAGCCCCCCCUGCGGCUUUUGAGGGAUUGUGUUGCGACCAUGCUCAGUGAACACAAGAGUGAAUGGGUCGAGGUGGGUGUCAACUCUUAUGCUACACGACGUUACGACUCAAUACUACUGUAUAUACAUAUUUAUACCACGAAUCAAAGAGAGGACGGGGGUUGACGAGGAUGAGAUCUUACAACGUCCACGGCGAAGAAGAUGGAGGGGACGGCGAGAGGGUUACGUGUUUUAGACACUUGCGACAAUGUGCGAAACCCGUCUUGGGUCUUUCACGUACCACACCUAUAUGGCUCUCGAAGACCACUCGUCUGGCCAUGGUCCUCAUUCUAACCCACUUGAGAGGUGUACAGAGCAUUUUGGGUGAGUGUGAGAAAUGCAGAAUGAAGUAUCAAAGUGAGGCAAUAGCGCACACAUUAGUAUAGGAGAUUAGAGGAAAUUUAACUCGGUUUGCGCACGCAUCAAGGAU